Anolis carolinensis (green anole) is the source of this 2881-nucleotide messenger RNA. It is a transcript of the gene grsf1, whose product is annotated as G-rich RNA sequence binding factor 1. Gene Ontology annotation, cellular component: ribonucleoprotein complex. NCBI's taxonomy places the organism in Eukaryota, Metazoa, Chordata, Lepidosauria, Squamata, Anolidae. The record is from RefSeq and is a predicted model, not a curated record. The coding region runs from base 16 to 1473 and encodes 485 amino acids. Gene Ontology annotation, molecular function: RNA binding. The transcript has 10 exons.
ACCUCAGCGCUGGGGAUGCCGCCGCCUCCUCGUCCUGGCGCGCUGGCUCCUCCUCCUCGGCUGCGCAGUAGGCCUCAGGUCGCGACGUGGAGCGGGCUUCUUCCUCCGCCUCCUCGGCCUCCUCCGCCUCCCAUGGCCGCCGGGACGCGUUGGGUUCUGGGCGCGUUGCUCCGCCAGACCGGCGCCGCCUCCGCCUCGCUAGGCCUCUCCUCCUCCCGCCGCCUUCUGCGCUUCCUCGGCGCGGCAGCAGCAGCAGCAGCAGCGACGCAGAGCCGCGGGCUGUCUCGCUCCGCCGGGCCGGUGCCGGGCCUCAGCGCCUUGCCGGGCAGACCCCUCCUGGCCCCGGCCCUGGCCCUCCACGCCAGGACGGGCUUCGCGCAGGACCACAGUACUCCCUUUCAAGAAGAGUACCCUCCCCUUUCAGAAUAUGAGCCGCAUCCUGCCAAGUCAGGCGAGGAGGAAGAGGAUGUGUAUCUUAUCCGAGCCCAAGGCCUGCCUUAUUCCUGCACUGAGGAGGAUGUUCUCAACUUCUUUGCAGGCAGCAAAAUCCGAAAUGGUGUGAAUGGCAUACACUUCCUCUUAAACCGAGAUGGCAAGCGGAGAGGAGAUGCUCUGGUCGAACUGGAGUCAGAGCAGGAUGUGCAUAAUGCCUUGGAGAAACACCGGAGAUAUUUGGGACAGCGCUACGUGGAAGUUUUUGAAAUACAUAAUGAGGAUGUUGAUGCUAUCAUGAAGAGUCUGCAGUCCAGCUCUACGUCUGUGACCAAUGAUGGAGUGGUGCGGUUAAGAGGCCUUCCCUAUAGUUGCACUGAAGUGGAUAUUUCUGAUUUCUUCUCAGGUUUGUCUAUAAUUGAUAUAACAUUUGUCAUGGACCAGAGAGGGAGAAGGAAAACAGGAGAAGCCUUUGUGCAGUUUGCUACUCCUGAAAUGGCAAACCAAGCCUUGCUGAAGCAUAAGGAGGAGAUUGGGAACCGCUACAUAGAAAUAUUCCCAAGCCAAAGAAGUGAAAUCCGAACGCACAAUGGCUUUUUCCGGGGUAAGAAGAUGAUGGGUUUUCCCACCACAAAACAAGAUUCCGACUCAGUUUUUAAUGAAGGUGAUUUCAAUGAGGCCUUAAGACCUGUUGCAGCUUAUGAAAACGCUAAAGAACACGAACUAUUCAAGCAAGCAUUUGAAAGGCCCCGGGAUUUGCAGGAAUCUAGGAGUUUCCCUUCGCUUCAUUUUGUUCACCUGAGGGGCCUUCCUUUUCAAGCAACAGCCCAAGAUAUUAUAAAUUUUUUUGCGCCCCUGAAACCAGUGAGGAUCACUAUGGAAUAUAACUCAAGUGGGAAAGCCACAGGAGAAGCAGACGUGCACUUUGAGACACAUGAAGAUGCAAUUGCAGCCAUGGCCAAAAACAGGUCUCACGUGCAACAUAGAUACAUUGAAUUAUUCCUGAAUUCAUCACCAAGCAGAAAAAAUGGUUGCCAGUGACAGUGGUAUAUAAUUACCAAAGUUAGGAUAAAUCAAGAUGCAUCUCAUUUGCACAUUUUCCUGGGCCUGGCCUGCAGGCAUUCCUGUAACCAGGAAAGGACAAAUUCUAGAGGACAGUUUUUCCUGAAUUGCUUUUCAAGGAAAAUCCCAUAGCUGUAUCUAAUCUAAAUACCUAUAUAAUUGUUUGUGCAGGAUAUGUUUUCUGUAAAUCCAAAAUUAAAGUUAAUUGUCCUUGUAACUUCUUGCUACAGUACAUGACCUGUUAGAGUGAGGGCCAAGUGCUGGUGUACGGAUAUAUUAUCAUAGAUGGUCAUCAUUCAUGAACCUGACCGGUGCAGAUAGGAGCUAGCUCUGGCUUCAAGAACACUGCCAAACAUCAGUGCAAGCUCAACUGUUACACGACUAGUGUGUGCAUGGUCAUGCGUUAAGAGAGAGGAAUAUAUGAUUCUGUAGCUUGCUGCCAUCUUCACCAGUCCCUUGCAAUGAACAUACCAGAAAUGCUUUGAUUCAGCAUUUUGUUCAGGAAGAUUGUCACUAUGAGAGUGGAAUAGUAAAGCCCCACAAUAAAGAGCUUUGCAUGAAGAUGGAUGUGCUGAUGGAUACAUUGGGUCAAAGGUCAAAGAUAACACUUGCACAUGGAACUUUUGGUUAUACUUAAGAUGUAGUACUAUGUACUGGCUGGAAACAAAGCACUGCAGAUUCUCCAAAAGGCACCAUUUGAACACAGUGUGAGUGUAAGAUUAUUUAGACCUUAGCAAAGCAGUGUAUGCUGAAGCCAAAAAACAAUUCCCAGUGCCUGAGUUGAUGAGGUUUACUUAUGGAAGGGUAAUUGCAAAUAAGCAGGGUUUUUUUUUUCCUUUGGACAUUGGGUGGUUGGGAGUGUUACCCAAGAGUUCCCAAAAUCCCUGAAUGGGAGGUUGAAUGAUGUCUGAAUGGGUGAAUGAUAGGGAGAUUCCCUUCAAAACCAGACAGAAAGUGCCUUCUGUGAGCUGAAGCUGCCCACUAACAGUGACACCAGAGUGCAGACUAAUCUGGUGCCAGUUUCAGAUAAUUUGAAAGUACAGAGAUUACUAUUAAGUGGAGAUAAACUUAGCACCUGCACUUUUUGGCCUAAGUGAGACAGUGAUCACAUUUGCCAACUUUACUGUCCUCUGCCUAUAUGUUUUCCCCUGGCUCUUGCAUAAGUGUUUUGGUCCUAUACAGCUUGCAUUUCACAAAUACGGCCAUGCCACUUGUGUUAUCAGGAGCCACUGCAUCCUAUGAGUAAAACUACGAUUAACAGAGAAGAUGCCCAGCCCCAAACUGCUGGAUGCCAUGUACUGUGACAAGGUGUUAAGCACUGCUUAGUUUUGCUUCUGAUCAUUUUAAGUUUAUGUAUGAAACUAAUAAAUGAAAAGCUUUUCCUUAA